Molecule: messenger RNA, 2565 nt
Organism: Betta splendens (Siamese fighting fish)
Lineage: Eukaryota; Metazoa; Chordata; Actinopteri; Anabantiformes; Osphronemidae
Product: formin-binding protein 1-like
Exons: 15
Coding region: 137-1861 (574 amino acids)
Biological process (GO): signal transduction
Molecular function (GO): protein binding
Source: RefSeq, a predicted model, not a curated record
GGGGGAGGAGCGGAGGAGGAGCGGUGCUCGGCGGCAGACCGUCAGUCAGGAGAACCCGAGUCCCAGCGGCAGUUUGGGAGCGUCCGACGGGGAAAACUGCUUCCAGAACGGGAGAACUCACAAGGAGGAAUCCGAAAUGAGUUGGGGAACGGAGCUGUGGGACCAGUUUGAGAAUCUGGACAAACACACACAGUGGGGAAUCGACUUUCUGGAGCGCUAUGCAAAGUUUGUGAAGGAGAGGUUGGACAUAGAGCAAAACUACGCAAAGCAGCUCCGGAACCUGGUGAAGAAGUACUGUCCAAAGCGUUCUAAAGAUGAGGAACCGAGGUUCACAUCAUGUCUGUCGUUCUACUCCACACUGAACGAACUGAGCGACUACGCCGGUCAGAGGGAGGUGGUGGCAGAGGAGAUGGCUCACAGGGUGUACGGAGACUUGAUGCGUUACAGCCAAGAGCUCAAAGCUGAGAGGAAGCACCAUCUACAGGAGGGCAGGAAGGCUCAGCAGUAUUUGGAUCAUUGCUGGAAACAGAUGGACAAUAGUAAAAGGAAGUUUGAGAGAGAGUGCAGGGAAGCAGAGAAAUCCCAGCUGACCUACGAGCGGCUAGAUAACGACAUCAAUGCCACCAAGUCGGAGGUGGAGAAGGCCAAAGCCCAGUAUUACCUGCGGACUCACACGGCUGAUGAGAGCAAGAAUGAGUAUGCUGCACAACUACAGAACUUCAACGCAGAGCAAUGGAAACAUUUCAACAACGCCAUACCACACAUCUUCAAGAACCUUCAGGCCAUGGACGAACGCCGCACAGUAAAGCUCGGUGAGACGUAUCGGACCUUUGCUGAGGUGGAGCUGAAAGUCAUUCCCAUUGUCUCCAAAUGUCUAGAAGGGAUGGUUUCCGCCGCCAAAGCUGUGGAUGAGCGAAAGGAUUCAGCCAUCGUCGUGGAAUCAUUCAAGUCAGGGUUUGAACCUCCAAGCGACUUCCCCUUUGAGGACUUCAGUCAGAAUCUCAGCAGAACGGGUUCAGAUGGGACCAUCAGCAACACACCCAAAGGAGACAGAGACCGAGACCGGGACCGAGAAGGGGGCUCAGUGCCACGGUCAGACCCAAAACACGCCAUGAGCAGAACCAAAAACAAGCUGUGGCUGUUUGGGAAGAAACCAAAGGCACCGUCUUUGGAGGAUUACAGUCACUUGCCUCCAGAGCAGAGGAGGAAGAGGCUGCAGCAAAGGAUCGACGAACUCGGCAGGGAGCUGCAGAAAGAGAUGGAUCAAAGAGAUGCCCUGAACAAGAUGAAGGAUGUGUAUGAGAAGAAUCCUCAGAUGGGAGACCCCAGCAGCCUGCAGCCCAAAAUAUCAGAAACCAUUUGUAACAUGGAGAAGCUGCGCUCUGAAAUCCACAAGAAUGAGACCUGGUUAUCGGAGGUGGAGGGAAAGCCGAGCUCCAGAGGAGAAAGAAGACACAGCGCUGACAACCACCAUCACACUCCACAAGGCAGAGAGAGUCCUGAGGGCAGCUAUACAGACGACACCAAUCAGGAGCAUCACACACCUCAUCGCCGCCCCGGUCCCCCACAGCCGACCCCCGACCCCCACGAGUUCGACGAUGAGUUCGAUGACGACGACCCGCUGCCCGUCAUAGGACACUGCAAGGCGCUGUACUCCUUUGAUGGUCAAAACGAGGGAACGCUGGUGAUGGCAGAAGACGAGGGUAAUGGCCACUUGAAUGUGUUGUACAUCAUCGAGGAGGACAAAGGCGACGGCUGGACGAGGGCGAGGAAACAGAGCGGGGAGGAGGGCUACGUUCCCACGUCUUACGUAGAAAUCACCAUGGAGAAAAACUGCAAAGGUGCUGUCACCUACAUCUGAAGCCACACUGUCCUCUCCUCCGCCUGUCUGUCAUAAUCCCCGUCUGUGCCGCUUGUUCUUCACAUAACACUACAAAGGAAAGAGACAUCGUCCCAACACCUGCAUGGACACUCAUCUGUUCACCUUUGCAUCCCAUAUCUUUACGUUUGUGUCUGUUUAAUCAUUCAUCUUCAUCUUCCUCUCAUCUGUGGAACCUGUGAUUCAGAGGUGAGUGUCCGAACCCAUGAUGCUUGUAGCGUGUGGGGGCAUUUGUCUGUAUGUGUGACUUGUCUUUACUGCUGUUUGAGCCAAUGUCAAGGCUGCGUCGCUGUUUAUCGAUCAAAGUAUUUGAUUGUUUUAUGUAAUAUAUAACAAUUUAUUUUUAUUUUCAAGCUUUCUCUUAAGUGGAACAUUUUAAAACUACGAUUUUAAGCGUUCUGUUCAUUGUCGGCAUCAUUUGAAGUAAAAGGUCUUCAUUCCGUUUUAAUUGUACUCUGUGCGUGUUUGCGCAAUUUUUCUGGGCUUUUCGUUUCAUCACACUAAACGUAAACAUACACUUACAGAAAUUUGUCUGGUUUUAUAAUUGAAGGGUUUUUAUCUUUCUGUCACAAAGAAUGAAAACUCCACGUAGCAGUUCCCACAGAAUCCAACUGUACAAAACUAACUCGUCCUGGUGUGGUCAGAGUUGGAUAUUAAAUAUUAAAUAAAACGAAUGGCUAGUGCGA